This is a messenger RNA of Racocetra persica, 442 nucleotides long. NCBI's taxonomy places the organism in Eukaryota, Fungi, Glomeromycota, Glomeromycetes, Diversisporales, Gigasporaceae. The record is from the annotation of a GenBank genome assembly.
GACUCGCCAACUUACGAGCGAAAACCCAUACAAAAGUUUGAAUAAAGGAGUAUUAGGUUGUUUUCUUUUCACGGAGUUAGCUUAUCUCGCUACAGGAAUUGUAAUGAUAGAUCUUAGUUCCUCAUGGCUUCUUGAUCAUGGAGACAAACUACGCGAUAUAGUCUUAUCGCAAGGUUUACUUAUAGGUGGAGUAGCUGUUGGCGCCCUAAUAAUAACGUCAUUUUUAAUUGGAACGAUUGGAUUCUUUACACCUUUUAAACGCGACGGUUGGUUGAUAGCACACUGUAUAUCUAUAGUCAUAACUGCAAUUCCUCUUUUGGCUAUGGGUGCUAAAAUUUGGUUUAAAACUCUGGAUACCCGGCGAUUUGUUACAGGCGUAUGGAGAGGGUGGAAUAACAAUACUAGAGCAAUAUUCGAAAAUCAGGCACGCAUGCUUUUAUAA